GAACCAACUCUCUGAUUAAUUUUGGUGGAGGAGAGACCCUACUCAUAAGAGAGCAAUAUCAUAUGAUUUUGAUUCAUUCUUCUUCUCGUGGUUGAAGAUACAGAUAAAAAGUAGAGUGACAAAUUUUUGUAUUUCAUGUUCAAGGGUAUUUUGGUAAAGAUAAGGAAGUCUACUUAACUUUUUAAGUAUUCUAAAAAAUAAAUUAGAGGUGUACUAAGUAUGAGAGGUCCAACUAGAACCACCCUAAAAAGGGGGGUUUGGAACCUAGCCUAGCUAACUGGGAAGCUCAGCCCCAUGCCUGUUAUUUAUAAUAUUAAAUAAGUUUUGCUGCAUCGAGGGGGGUGUAAGACCUGAACCCCGAGCAAGCAUAGUUGUGUUACAAUUAUCCUCAAAGAGAACAUCAUGUAUGAAAGUAGGAGCCUCAUCUAAACAAAGAUCCACAACAUGAUCUAAACUAGCAAAGUGAGCCAAUCUAUUUGCUACACUAUUUGCUUCACGAAAAAUGUAUUAGUUGUUCUUAUCUGUUGUGUUUUGCAACACAACUCUAGAUUUAUGUUUUUCAUCCAUGCAUUUACUUGCAACUUGACUUAAAGGUAGAGGCUUAAGUUUUUAACCUAGCUAAUAGUUUUUUUUUCCUAAUUACAACCUAAAGAUUAGACGUGUAUGUUUAACUGACCUUAUAGGAAUUUUCAUAUAAACCUAUGAUUCAUUUUUCACAUCAACCUCUUUCUUAGGUAUUCUAUAUAUCAUUGCGAUUUGACCAUAUUUCUUAGGUUGAAUCUCUAACUUAUCCCUAUAUGCAUACACCUAUCUAUUAGGUAACAAUUGGAAAUGAACAACCAUCAAAUUAAUAUGACAAUAUACAAAAGGAAAAGUUCAAACUUAGAACAAGAUACUUUACCACAAGAUUCAGGGCAAAAUGAUGAAAAAAGAAAAAUUUUUAAAAAACUAAAUCUAAUGAAUAACAUACCUUAUUAGUAGAUACCACACUUUUGAAAGCCAAAAAUUAGAAAGAGAAUAUGAUCACGAAUGCAUAGGUGAUAUACAAGUUCACAACAAUAAUUUGAAAUUUUUUCUUACUUCUUUCUUCUGGUUUUUUUUUUUUUUGAGAGCAAGACGAAAGAAGUUUUAUUACUCAGACAGUUCAAAUGUUACAAAAGGAAGCAACAAGACUUCCCAAGUCUGGAGGAAUAGCUCCCUGCCAGUGAGCAGAUAAACCUGACAACAUGGCUUGCUUGGCCAUUCUAUGUGCAGCCGUGUUAGAUUCACGGUAUGAGUCAAAGUUUAUCCAAGAGAUUAUGGAAAUGAUAGUAAGCGAGCUGAAGGGUACAAACCAGACUCUUUCUAAUGACCUUGGACUUGUUGGAAUUGACUUUCGUGUAGAGGAAAUAAAAAAUUUAUGUUCAGUUAAAGACAAAGAGAAUGAUGUUGUCUUUAUAGGUAUAUGGGGAAUGGGUGGAAUAGGUAAGACAACUCUUGCACAAGCUUUUUAUGAUAAAGUCUCUUAUCAAUUUAGCGAUAAAAGCUUUCUUAAAAAUGUUAGAGAGAGUUCUAAAAGAGAUGGUAUCGUUGCAUUGACAAAAGACCUCCUGUUCAGUGUCUUAAAGAGGAUGGAUGUGCAUGAUAGUGAGAUAAGGCAUAGAUUGCGUUUUAAAAAGGUUCUGAUCAUUCUUGAUGAUGUCGACAAGUUAGAACAAUUGCAAGCGUUAGCUGGAAGCAACAGUUGGUUUGGUCGAGGGAGUAGGAUCAUUAUAACAACCAGGGACGAACAAUUGUUGAUUGCUCAUCAUGUGGAUAGAAGUUACAAGGUCAAGGAAUUGAAAAAUGAUGAUGCACUCGAGCUUUUUAGUUGGAAAGCCUUCAAGAGUGCCCAUCCCCCAGAAGAUUAUUUGGAGUUAUCCCAGAACUUUGUAAAUUACAGCAAGGGCCUUCCUUUAGCUAUUAAAGUUUUGGGUGCUUUCUUGUGUGGUCAAAGCCCUCAAGAAUGGAAAAGUGCCUUUAGUAGGAUACAAGAAAAUCUUGACAAUGAUAUUAUGUCUGCCCUUAGAAUAAGCUUCGAUGGAUUACAUGAGAAGGAGAAGGAAAUAUUUUUAGAUAUUGCGUGUUUCUUCAAAGGGCAUGACAGAGAUCAGGUGGCUGUCAUGCUAGAGAGUUUUGGUUUUCACCCGAUCAUUGGUAUAAGAGCUCUUAUACGAAAAUCUCUCAUCACUUUAGUAGGGAAUAAAUUGUGGAUGCAUGAUUUGCUUCAGGAAAUGGGUUGGGAACUUGUUCGUGCGGAAUGCCUCAAUGAGCCUGGGAACUGUAGUAGAAUUUGGCAAUCCGCUGAUGUGCUUGAUGUAAUGAAGCAUAAGAAGGGAUCAGAUUCGGUUCAAGGGAUAGUCCUUGUUUUGCCUCAAGAACAAAAUGAACAAUUGAAAAGUGACGCCUUGUCAAACUUGAAAAAAUUGAGAUUUCUCAAAAUUUCUAAUGUGCUCCUACCUCGAGGCCUCAAUUAUCUAUCAACUGAGCUACAAGUUGUUGAAUGGAAUGGAUAUCCUUCAAAGUUAUUGCCGAAAAACUUCCCAUCUAAGAAGCUUGUUCAACUCAGCAUUUGUUGCAGUCGUAUCGAAUAUCUAUGGAAAGGAUACAAGAGUUUAGAGAAGUUAAAAUCGAUCGAUCUCAAGGACUCUACAUGUCUGAUGGAGACCCCAGACUUCACGGGUGUACCAAAUCUUGAGAAGUUGAUUCUUGAAGGUUGUACAAAAUUAUCUAAGGUUCACACAUCCAUUAGCAAUCUCAAAAACCUUAGGUUAUUGAAUAUGAAAAACUGUAAAAGCCUUGAGAUGUUCUCAUGUGACAUCAGCUUGGAAUCCCUUGAAAUUUUCGGUCUUUCUGGUUGUGCAAGGCUCAAGGCAUUUCCAGAGAUAUUGGGAGAUAUGGGAUGCUUGUCCAAGCUUUAUUUAGAUGGAACUGCUAUAGAAGAACUACCAUUGUCAAUUGAGGGUCUAACUGGUCUUUAUUUGUUAGAUCUGGCAGAUUGCAAGAAUCUUUUGAGAAUUCCAAGUGUCAUUUCAAGCUUGACGAGGCUUAAAACAAUCAUCCUAUCAGGUUGCUCUAGUCUUGGUGAAAUUUCAGAAAACAUUGGGAAUGUGGAAGGUCUCGAAGAGCUGGAUAUAAGCGGAACUGCCAUAAGACAAAUGCCGUCAUCCAUUGUCUAUCACAAAAACCUCAAAGUUUUAUCUUGCUCUAAUUGCGAUCGUCAGCUUUCUACAUCAUUGCUCUUUCGCUCUUCACCAAGUCUAUGCCCUGCUCUUGGCAUGUUGUCACCUUCUUCUUUCUCGGGUUUCAGCUCUUUAACAUCACUGAAUUUAAGUUACUGCAAUCUAUUUGAUGGAGCAAUCCCCAAUAAUCUCGAUCACUUGUCAUCAUUAAAGGACUUGUUUCUAGGGGGAAACAAUUUUACAAGCAUACCUGAAAGUAUUUGUCGACUAUCUAAUCUUGCAAGACUUGUAUUGGAUGAUUGUAGCCAGUUGCAGUCAUUUCCAAAGCUUCCGUUGAGUAUAAAAGGGGUUUGGGUCAGUGAUUGUAUGUCGUUGAAAAGUGAUUCUGAUCAAUAUGAAGUAUGUGAUUCAACUACAGCAGGAAAUGUUUCUGUUAUCAAGCGCAUAUCAUCAACUAUAUGUAUCAUUGACAUGUCGUAUUCACAAUUUGCAGCAUGGCUUAGAGAUUAUCACGAGGCUAACGAGGUUGAGAUAAGUCAACGGUCAAGGACAGCUUAUGGUUUAUCAACUAGAGCUUUUGAAAUUCCGAAUUGGUUUGACAGCAGAAGCAACAGCCAAUCUGUAACAAUUCUGCUGCCAACAGACAACAAAGGCAAGCCAUGGAUGGGAUAUGCUCUGUAUGUUGUAUUGGAAAUUCAUGAGGAUUUUGAUACCAAUUGUGAUUUGAAAGUCAAGCACAAGUUUGAUUGUUAUUUUGAUACCAUGGAAGGUCCUGGUGAUAAACAAACUUUAUACCACGAGGUGAACGUUGAAAGCGUCCCUUUUACUGGGUCACAUGGAUAUUGGAUAAUAAUACCCCAUGUCUGGUUUUUAAAAGGAUUGAAUUCCUUGAAUGAGUGCAAUACCAUCGAGGCUCACACAACAAUUGAUAGCCCAGCUGUGGAGGUUAAAAAGAGCGGUGCUCGUCUACUGUACGACCACGAUUUCAUAGGGUUUCUGUACGAAUUAAAGAGUUACCGUCAUUGUUUAUACAUUAGAAGGAAGAAGGAAAAUUCAGGUCAAGAAAUUAUGUACGGCAUGAAAGAACAAGCAGCAGAAGUCACUUCACAAAAUUCAAGAUCCACUGUAACUCUUUCGCCAACGUUGGCCGAGGAUCAGCAUUUGAAAUUUAACUCAACCAUUCCCGUGCAAGAACACCUUGAGUCACUGCCUUCAGAACUAAACUGCUCUGAGGGGAUAGACGUUUCGGGAAGCAAGUACUACAACAUACAUGGCAGACCGUCUAAUCUCAAAACUGCAUUUGUGUUAGGAAAAAUCCUUGAGGAAUAUUCUGGUCGGCAUGACUUGCUAUAUAAAGAAACUUUUUCACAAUCUGAAAUUCCAGAGUGGUUCUGCAGUGUCAAUGGUUCCUCAACAGCCUUUACAAUCCCAAGGUUGAAUAAUAUGACUGGUUGGAAAGGAGUAGUUGUUUGUUCUGCUUUCGCGAUCCUCUCGCACCCCUCUCUCAUCCAAUUUGAGCUUUAUAUUCCUCACAUUCAAUGUUCUUUUGGAUCUGGCUCUUGGAAGAUCCCAAUGAAUGGAUACGUCAUUGUCAAUGAUCUUUUUCCUAAUAUGAUGGGUCAUGGUUUCAUCUGGAUAUUGUAUGUUUCACAUGGAUCAUUUCAAGGUUAUAUGUUGAACAAAUACACUCCUGUGGAUAUGCAAGUCAAAUUUAAAAGUAACAGCAAGGACAUAACGGUGGAGAGUUGUGGGUAUCAACUUGUAUUCCAAGAAAAUAUGGAAGAGCUCAUGGAAAUAAUAAUGCAGUGUUCAACAUGCAUGCCUCAUUGUCAGUCUCUGAAAAAUAGUAAAAGAAAAAGGGAACAGUUUGAGGAGGAACAAGUGGUGGAGGAGGAUGAGCAAGGGCGGAGCUACUUCUGGACGAGGAAAUCCUGACUCCACCAUUAAUUGAAGAGGAGAAUGAUGACAAAGACGGUGUUGAUGAAGAUGAAGAUGAUUUCGAUGAAAAUAUGUCAAUAUAUACACUCCAUAUAGUGACAGGACAAUCUGCCUAAUUGUAAAUCUACUGCUAUCCACUCAGGUGGAAGCAUGCAGGGCAGGGCUCUUAUUGCUAUCCAUCAGAACACGACUGCUCUUGAUUUUGAGAGUGGUUGCUCCCUUGUUGUUACUGCUCUACAGCAUGACGUGGAAGAUAUGAAAUUAGGCGUAUUAUCGAUGAUUGUAAGUCAUAUUUGACAUAUUUUCACUCUUUUCAGAUUAGACACAUCUUCUGUGAAGUAAAUGGUGUUGCCAAAUAGAUUAGCGCACCUUGUUAGUUUUAAUUAUCUUUCUGAUGUUUGGUUAGAUGAGUUUCCUGUUAUUAUUUGGGAUGUACUCUACGAGGACUACUGCUUCAAAGCACUCUAAAACUUAGACUUGAAUUGGUGAGAAAAUUACAAAGCUUGCUAGAUGUAUGCAGCAGAACUUCAUUAUGUAUAAGGAUAUGGUUUAGGUUGACUUUGUUCA
Rosa chinensis is the source of this 5705-nucleotide messenger RNA. Its product is annotated as TMV resistance protein N. Gene Ontology annotation, biological process: defense response; signal transduction. Lineage: Eukaryota; Viridiplantae; Streptophyta; Magnoliopsida; Rosales; Rosaceae. The record is from RefSeq and is a predicted model, not a curated record. The coding region runs from base 1227 to 5135 and encodes 1302 amino acids. Gene Ontology annotation, molecular function: ADP binding; protein binding. The transcript is spliced from 9 exons.